AAAUAACGGAGCGCGAGCGUCAAAGGCGGCGGUGAAUUUAAUACAUUUAUUGGCGCGUCCGGUAGUGUCGUCGCAGUGGGGGAGGAGGUCGUGUGCGUAAGGAGUUAAUGAAGAGUGCCAGUCCAAAUUUAAAAUUGACAUAGUGGCCUAUAUUCGUCUUACGUUAUGCAAAGUUUCGAUACGCGUAUUAUCGUGCAUAGCGCAGUAAAGGAUUUUUGCGUCACAGUCGUCGCACUGAUGAUGCACGGAUUGCAUCCAAUCACAGCGAUUGUUUUGUCUCUUCCAUCAGGGUAGUUAGCGCAGUCGUGCUCCUCUACGGCGACGUUAGUCGAACAGGACCGACCACGUACUCUGCUCCUCUACGUCUAUACUCGUCAGUAUCGUGUUGAUAGUGUGGCAGAACGAACAAAACCGGGAGCCCGCUAAUCCAUCCCGGUCUCUAUUUACCUUUAGUUUAGUCGUAGUUCGAGAUCUAUCAUAGAGUUUGUUAUGGAGCCUCAAAACCAGGAGAUUGUAGCUAGUGGUUCCCCGGCUGAAGUUCCAAACGAUCCAGGAAAAAUGUUUAUCGGUGGCCUCAGCUGGCAAACUAGUCCAGGUGAGUUUUCCACGAUAACAGUAAAUCAUCGUCGCGCAAGCGAGUCUAGUCGUCUGGGUCGAUCCCCGUAUUCUUCCAAAUCUAUUAAUGUUAUUAAGCGUAAGCCUUCCCGUUCUCCUCACUUAAUCUAUCGCGGUAAGUGCGUUUCUUUCUUUCCCUUACAAACAAGGAAAUCCAAACCGAAACCGAAAAUAAGAUAA
This is a messenger RNA of Photinus pyralis (common eastern firefly), 795 nucleotides long. RefSeq lists its product as uncharacterized. The transcript has 4 exons. The record is from RefSeq and is a predicted model, not a curated record. The coding region runs from base 490 to 795 and encodes 101 amino acids. Lineage: Eukaryota; Metazoa; Arthropoda; Insecta; Coleoptera; Lampyridae.